Molecule: messenger RNA, 1657 nt
Organism: Daphnia pulicaria
Lineage: Eukaryota; Metazoa; Arthropoda; Branchiopoda; Diplostraca; Daphniidae
Product: putative fatty acyl-CoA reductase CG5065
Exons: 10
Coding region: 132-1640 (502 amino acids)
Biological process (GO): long-chain fatty-acyl-CoA metabolic process
Cellular component (GO): peroxisome
Molecular function (GO): alcohol-forming very long-chain fatty acyl-CoA reductase (NADP+) activity
Source: RefSeq, a predicted model, not a curated record
GUUGCGCACAUCACACGGCAGACAACAGAGUGGGUUUGCAAGGUCUUCUGUGUAGUUAUUACGUUAGUUUCCCUAGCAAAAAAUUAUUUCCAUCUUUGUUUCAGCGGUGUUGGCUACGGUGAAAAAUAAAAAUGGCAUCCGAGAGCAUCAUCGCCGAUUUCUUUCAGGAUCGAUCGGUUUUCAUUACUGGUUCCACUGGGUUUGUUGGUAAAGUGUUGGUUGAAAAGUUGCUUCGUUCUUGUCCAAAAAUUAAGCGCCUCUACCUGCUCAUGAGAACUUCUCCCAACAAAGAUAUCGCAACCCGUCGCAAUGAAUUAAUCAACAAUCAAGUGUUUAGUUGGAUUGACCAGCCCAACGCGCUAGACAAAAUCUUUGCCGUUGCUGGAGACAUGACCUUGCCAGGACUGGGCAUUUCUCCAGCCGACAUGCAAUUGCUCAUUGAAGACGUUUCAAUCGUCAUCAAUUCAGCUGCCAGUGUAAGAUUCGAUGAUGAAUUGAAAGAUGCGCUGCAAACGAAUGUGAAAGGACCGAGGCAGCUGUUGGCCAUCUGCCAGAAAAUGACGAAGCUAGAAGCUUUCGUCCAUGUAUCGACCGCUUUCAAUAAUCUGGAUCGGGAUGUUGUCGGCGAGAUGAUUUAUCCAUCGCACAUUGAUCCCAUCAAACUCAUAAACUUUUUAGAAAGUAUAGAUGGUGACUUUACUCGAAGCAUAACAAAACAAUUGCUCGGAAAAUCCAACCCAAACACAUACACAUUUUCUAAAUCCUUGGCCGAACAAAUUCUAGAAAGAGAAAAGCACAACGUUCCAUUAGCAAUCGUCCGUCCUUCCAUCGUUACAGCUGCCGCAAAAGAACCUACACCUGGAUGGAUCGAUUCCCUCUACGGACCGACUGGCCUAAUUGCAGGUGGAGCAAAGGGUUUCCUCAGGCUUUUCAAGUGUGAAGCCAGUUGUGUCAUCGAUCUAAUUCCUGUUGACUAUGCCGUCAACCUUAUAAUAGCCGUCGCCUGGCAUCAAGCUACGACAAAACCUUCACAACUCACUGUUUAUACGUCUUCUACGAGCUAUCACAAUCCGAUCACCAUCCAUCAAAUGAGGUCGUUUUCAGAAGAAGCUGUCAUUAAAUAUCCGCCGAAGGAGAUUAUGUGGUGCCCAAGCGGCGAAUGCACCAACCGUGAUUGGUAUUUCAGAAUCAAUGUCUUUCUCACCCAUUAUCUGCCAGCAUAUCUUCUGGACUUCACCAGCCAACUUUUUGGCAAACGAGCUAAAAUGGUGAAAUUGUAUGAACGAGUUUUUAGGGCAAUUUCAAACUUAGGCUUUUUUAAUAGCCACCAAUGGCAGUUUGUUAGUGAAAAUUCGCUGACGAUCCAGUCCAAAAUGUCGACAGCCGAUCGAAAAAUCUUUGAUUUUGAUGUCCGUCAACUCAAUUGGCGUAGCUAUUUUGAAACUUACGUCCAAGGAAUCCGGCUGUUUAUUCUCAAAGACGACCCUAGCACUCUUCCGCAAGCAAGAAAAACCCUCGUCAGAAUGUACGUCCUGAAAGUCUUUCUUCGCUCAUUGAUGUCGCUCUGUUUUGUUCUUUCCGUGGUCAACCGAUUCAAAACCAGAAGUCUUUUCCAAAGCCCCUUUCCAUCUUUAUUGUAAAAUUGGCAGCUGCGGUG